UGUGCUUUUUCCAGGUAUGUUGUAUUCACAUCCAAACACCAUGAAGGAUUCACAAACUGGCCCUCACCAGUCUCUUGGAACUGGAACUCAAUGGAUGUAGGUCCUCACCGGGACCUGGUGGGAGAACUGUCUGCAGCUAUCAGGAAGAGGUCACUGCGCUUGGGUAUCUACCACUCUCUAUUUGAAUGGUUCCAUCCCCUUUUCUUGUCAGAUGAAGCAUCCGGAUUCAAGACCCAGGAAUUUGUUGCCCGUAAGGCUCUUCCAGAGCUAGUGGACCUUGUGAAGUCAUACAAACCUGAUCUGAUCUGGUCUGAUGGGGACUGGAAAGCACCAGAUACCUACUGGAACUCCACCCAGUUCCUGGCCUGGCUCUACAAUGACAGCCCUGUCAAGGAUGUGGUGGUCACCAAUGACAGGUGGGGUAAAGGCUGCUACUGCAAACAUGGAGGCUACUACAACUGUGCUGACAGGUACACGCCCGGUAAACUUCCAACCCACAAGUGGGAGAAAUGCCAGGCCGUCGACUCCCUUUCCUGGGGCUACCGAAGAAACAUGAAGCUGAGCCAAGUCAUGACCCUACCGUCCAUCAUAAAGGACAUGGUGUACGUUGUGGCAUUGGGUGGUAACUACCUGCUGAACAUUGGUCCGAUGUCCGAUGGCAUGAUUGCCCCGGUGUUUGAGGAGAGGCUGAGGGGACUUGGUGCCUGGUUGAAGAUCAAUGGGGAGGCCAUCUAUGCUUCGAAACCAUGGAGGGUCCAGACGGAGAACAGCACUGUCACUGUCUGGUACACGGCCAAAAACAAUACCGUUUAUGCCAUUUUCUUUGGCUGGCCGCCAAAACAACCACUUCAGCUCACAACACCGAGGACCUCUGGAACCACACAAGUUACACUCAUGGACUAUCCUAAUGUACCACUGAAGUGGGCACCAACGACCCCAACAUCUGGACUGAUGAUUCUAAUGCCUCCUAUGCCAGAAUCUCCUGCAAAUGCCUGGUGUCUGAAACUGGAGGGAGUAGUCUAACUUCGGUAAAAGAAGUUUGUGCGUGCAAUUCUAAAUUAGGUGAUCAACGGGGAUUUUUUACUUUGUAUUUAAGAUGCACAGCAGUAGUAAAAGAAAACCCAACAUUGUAUGUUCAAUCACUAUGUAAUGAGCCAUCGUCCACAGAGGAUUACUUUAAA
Messenger RNA from Cottoperca gobio, 1181 nucleotides. RefSeq names its product tissue alpha-L-fucosidase-like. NCBI's taxonomy places the organism in Eukaryota, Metazoa, Chordata, Actinopteri, Perciformes, Bovichtidae. Gene Ontology annotation, cellular component: lysosome. The transcript is spliced from 6 exons. Gene Ontology annotation, molecular function: alpha-L-fucosidase activity. The annotation marks the transcript as partial. Gene Ontology annotation, biological process: fucose metabolic process; glycoside catabolic process. The record is from RefSeq and is a predicted model, not a curated record.